AUGGGCCAUCUAGCGUGCGUAGCGACCUGUUCGCUUCGAAACUGGGCUCUUGACUUUGAAGGAAAUACCAAUCGCAUCAUCGAGAGCAUACACAAAGCAAAAGCUGCUGGCGCGACGCUCAGAGUUGGCCCCGAACUUGAAAUAUGCGGCUACUCAUGUCUUGACCAUUUCUUUGAAGCAGACCUAUACCUUCAUUGCUGGGAGAUGCUAUGCAUUAUUCUCAAGGACAGAAGCUGUGAUGGAAUCCUCCUCGACAUCGGGAUGCCGGUGAUGCACCGCAACAACCGAUUCAAUUGCCGAAUCAUCUGCUUGGACGGGAAGAUCUUGCUCAUCAGACCGAAGUUAUGGCUCGCAAAUGAUGGAAAUUACCGAGAAAUGAGACACUUCAUACCCUGGGUUGGGCCAAGGCAUGUUGAGGAGUACUAUCUGCCCAGGAUGGUGAGAGAGAUUCAGGGCACGACCAAAGUACCUAUUGGUGACGCAGUGAUAUCAACGGCAGAUACGUGUGUUGGCAUGGAAACCUGUGAAGAGCUGUUCACGCCACAGUCGCCUCAUAAUGAUAUGAGUCUGAAUGGUGUGGAGAUCAUGGCCAAUUCAUCCGGGUCCCAUCAUACUCUGAGAAAGCUUGAUAUCCGAGUUAGUCUUAUCAUGGAGGCUACGAGGAAGAAUGGGGGCGUUUAUCUGUACGCGAACCAUCUGGGUUGCGAUGGGGAUCGACUUUAUUUCGAUGGAAGUGCGAUGAUCAUUGUCAAUGGAUGUCUAGUUGCACAGGGAAAUCAGUUCACUCUUGACGACGUUGAUGUUGUCACUGCAGUCGUGGAUCUGGAGGAGGUCCGGUCUUAUCGAUGCACACCAUCUCGAGGCCACCAGGCUAUGAAGGCUGGUGUUUAUACUCGGGUAGAGACUGAGUUUAGCCUGAGCUCCGACAUAGGCGACCGUGAUACUAGACUACGACCCAGUCCGGUAAUACAGCCACGGUACUACUCUCCGGAAGAAGAAAUUGCGCUGUCAACGGGAUGCUGGUUAUGGGACUAUCUUCGACGCUCUGGCACCGCAGGGUACCUUGUUCCGCUAUCAGGAGGAAUUGAUAGUUGUGCUACUGCAAUGACUGUGUUCUCGAUGUGUCAGCUUGUCAUCGAUGCCAUCAAAGCUGGGAAUUCGCAAGUAAUCAAGGACUGCAAACGAUUAGCAGACUACACGCUGGAGCUACCAAAGACACCCCAGGAGCUAUGCAACCAGGUCUUGCACACCGUAUAUAUGGGUAUGUCGAAGCAGUCCUCCAAAGAAACCCGUGGACGUGCGCAAGAUCUCUCCAAAGCUAUAGGCUCCUACCACGUCGAUCUAGAUAUCGAUGAGGUCUACGAGGCCCAGAAGAACCUCAUCGUUAAAUAUCUGAAUUUCGACCCCAAAUUCAAGAGCCAAGGCGGCACCAAUGCGGAGAAUCUCAUGCUGCAAAAUAUCCAAGCUCGCAGCCGCAUGGUCACAGCGUACGAGUUCGCUCAGAUGCUUCCUACCACCCGCAAGAGGCCACACGGUGGAGCCCUGCUAGUCCUAGGAUCUGCAAACGCUGGAGAGGCACUCCGCGGCUAUUACACAAAGUACGACUGCUCCAGCGCCGAUAUCAACCCUAUCGGCGGUCUUGAUAAAAGCGAUCUCAAAUUAUUCAUUGCGUGGGCUGAGAAAUCCUACUCAAUUCCUUGCUUGCGAGGAUUCCUCGAAGCUACCCCCACAGCCGAGCUUGAGCCUAUCACCGAACAGUACGUUCAAAGCGACGAGGCAGAUAUGGGCAUGACCUAUGACGAACUAUCUACCUUUGGCCGCCUGCGAAAGUACAACAAGCUUGGGCCGUAUGGGAUGUUUCAGCGUCUUGUGCAUGACUGGAACCACCUCACGCCCCAGCAGGUGGCUGAGAAGGUCAAAAGGUUCUACCAUUACUAUGCCAUCAAUCGACACAAGAUGACGACCUUGACGCCGGCCCUGCACUCAAACGAUUACAGCCCCGACGACAACAGGUUCGAUCUGAGACCGUUUCUGUACUUCCCGUUUUACCAGUCAUGGGGCUUUAAGAAGAUUGAUGACGAGCUGGCACGUAUUAAAAAGCAGGCCAAGCAGUGA
Trichophyton rubrum CBS 118892 is the source of this 2115-nucleotide messenger RNA. Its product is annotated as NAD+ synthetase. Gene Ontology annotation, biological process: NAD+ biosynthetic process. Gene Ontology annotation, molecular function: ATP binding; glutaminase activity; NAD+ synthase (glutamine-hydrolyzing) activity. Bases 1 to 2115 code for a protein of 704 amino acids. The transcript has a single exon. NCBI's taxonomy places the organism in Eukaryota, Fungi, Ascomycota, Eurotiomycetes, Onygenales, Arthrodermataceae. Gene Ontology annotation, cellular component: cytoplasm. The record is from RefSeq and is a predicted model, not a curated record.